ACUUUCUCCUUUUCUCUCCACUCGAUUCCCGGAAAAAAAAAAAAAUCAGCAAAAAAGAAGAAGAGAGAAACCAUGUCUUCGCCGAGCAAGCGUAGAGAAAUGGAUUUGAUGAAACUGAUGAUGAGUGACUACAAGGUGGAGAUGAUCAAUGAUGGCAUGCAAGAGUUCUAUGUUGAAUUCAACGGACCUAAAGACAGUAUAUAUGAGGGAGGUGUGUGGAAGAUAAGAGUUGAACUUCCUGAUGCUUAUCCUUAUAAAUCUCCAUCUGUUGGUUUCAUUACCAAAAUAUACCACCCGAAUGUCGAUGAAAUGUCGGGUUCUGUGUGUUUAGAUGUUAUUAACCAGACCUGGAGCCCCAUGUUCGACCUGGUGAAUGUGUUUGAGACAUUUCUUCCUCAACUUCUUCUGUAUCCGAAUCCGUCAGAUCCAUUGAAUGGAGAAGCAGCUGCAUUGAUGAUGCGUGAUCGUCCUACCUAUGAACAGAGAGUUAAAGAGUAUUGCGAGAAAUACGCAAAGCCAAGGGCGGAUACUGAGGAAAUGUCUAGUGAUGAUGAAAUGAGUGAAGACGAAUAUGCCUCAGACUGUGAUGAUGAAGAUGAUGUUGCAAUCGCAGGUAAACUUGAUCCUUAAUCCGCAUUGGUCUUGGUAUGAAUCAUGUGGCUGGCUUAAUGGCUAAACCGGGGUGACAAAAAGAAGCCGGUGACUUUGUACAUAUGUAUAUGAAUAAUCAAUGAAUGUUUAAAGUUCCAUCUUUAAAUUGAACUCUAAAAUCUCUCUCAUUCUCUUGUUGUUUACUUUGUGCCUUUUUAUCAAACAUGUAAAAUAUUGAAGCUCCUUUUAUCUUCAUGUUAUUGUGCACCUCUGAUUA
Messenger RNA from Arabidopsis lyrata subsp. lyrata, 868 nucleotides. Its product is annotated as ubiquitin-conjugating enzyme E2 5. The record is from RefSeq and is a predicted model, not a curated record. Bases 73 to 630 code for a protein of 185 amino acids. NCBI's taxonomy places the organism in Eukaryota, Viridiplantae, Streptophyta, Magnoliopsida, Brassicales, Brassicaceae. Gene Ontology annotation, molecular function: ubiquitin conjugating enzyme activity. Gene Ontology annotation, cellular component: nucleus. Gene Ontology annotation, biological process: protein polyubiquitination; ubiquitin-dependent protein catabolic process. The transcript is spliced from 6 exons.